AUGCUGGUCAAUUUGUUUCUGACCCUUCUGGUGUCCUCUGCCAUUGCCACAGACAAAGAAAGUAGUCUACUGAGACUUGAUGAUACAAAAUCUGUAAAGGCCUUCAUCGAUUCUGCUGAGGUGGUGGUCAUUGGAUUCCUGGAGAACGAGGAGAAUCGGGGCUAUAAGGAACUUGUUGCAGCUUCACAGAAAGUCAGCUCUGUCCCUUCAGCUGUUUGCAUGGAGAAGGAAGUGUGGGCUGACUUCAAAAUUGAAUCAGACACCAUCAUUCUCUUCAGAAAAGCAGAUAACAGUAAGGAGGAACUGGUUAUUGCCAAGGCCAAGAAGUUGGAUACUGAUGGACUUGUGAAUUUCAUCUCCGUCAACGAGCUCAGAUACAUCACAGAAUACAACCAGGUGACAGCCGUGGGCCUGUUCAAUUCAGAGGUGAAGGCACACCUCGUCCUCUUUGCCAACAGGGGGAGUAAAGACUUCACAGAGCUCAAGGAGCGACUGGAGGCGCUGGCCCCUGAGUUCACUGGCAAGCUAUUAUUUGUGCUCAUCAAUGGAGGCGUAAAGGCCAAUUACAAGUCUCUCAACUACUUUGGGCUGAAGUCAUCGGACCUGCCUCGAGUUGGGUUAUAUGAUGGGGAUUCAGACAUGAAGUGGCUCCUACCUGAGGGGGAAAUUUCCACAGAGCGUGUGCGGGACUUCUGCCACUCAUUUCUAAAGGGAGAACUGAAGAACGUGAAGCAGGCCGGAGAACAACCCAAAACAGAACUGUAAAACUCAUCACAAAUGUA
Cyprinodon variegatus (sheepshead minnow) is the source of this 782-nucleotide messenger RNA. RefSeq names its product endoplasmic reticulum protein 27 (gene erp27). Lineage: Eukaryota; Metazoa; Chordata; Actinopteri; Cyprinodontiformes; Cyprinodontidae. Bases 1 to 765 code for a protein of 254 amino acids. The record is from RefSeq and is a predicted model, not a curated record. The transcript is spliced from 7 exons. Gene Ontology annotation, biological process: response to endoplasmic reticulum stress; protein folding. Gene Ontology annotation, cellular component: endoplasmic reticulum.